CAUUGUAAACUGCACAAUGGCAACAAGCCCUAGUACUUCAGGUUUAGAAUCGGGAAAAGCAAGCAAUCGGAGCGACCCAGAUGUCAACUUUUCCCCGGACCCCGCCGAAGACUUCGCAAUAAGCAAAAGUCAACGACUUUGUGUAAUCAACGAAGAGUCUUCACUUCUCCAUGAUCCUGGCCAUUGUGAUUACGGUAACAUGCUAGACUACAGUACUAAGAGUACUGGGGGCCGAAGCUUUCUAUCUUCAACUAGAAGCCAUGGCAUAACAGGGAGCCUUCGUCAACUGCGGACAGCAAGUAUGACAGUAUCGUUGCUGGAGAAGCCGUCGGAAGAUCGCCGGGCCUCAGCAUUUAUGGCUGGUUGGAAUGUUAGCAACCUGAUCCAAGGAACAGGCAUUCUAGGUGUGCCAUAUGCUGUUCGGAUGGGAGGGUGGGCUGGUGUGGCUGCCAUCGUCGUUGUCGCAUGGGUUUGCUGUUUUACCGGGAAGCUCCUGGUCGAUUGUCUUUAUGAAGAGUCAAAACGCACUGGACAAAGAAAGCGCGUUCGAGAAAAUUACCCUGACGUCGGCGAAGCCGCAUGGCCCGGAUGGGGCAAUAAGAUCGUUAGUGUUGUCCAAGUUUGCGAAAUGUAUGGCGGGAUCGUAAUGUACAUUGUUCUCCUUGCUACAAUAUUCUAUGACAUGUUGAAAGACUUUGCCCCAUUGGACAUCUACAUGUGGGCUGUGGCGUGUGCCGUUGUUGCUCUGCCUCUAAUCUUCAUCACCCGUGUAUCAGUGAUUGCAUGGAUCAGUAUGAUGUCAGUGUUUGCCUUGUUGUCUGGCCUACUAGCCAUCAUCAUCUAUUGUUUCACAGAAUUUGACAGAAUGUCACUGAGCAAUAUCCCAGUCUUUGAGCCAUCCACAUUUCCUAUUGGUUUUGGCAUCAUUGUAUUCAGUUACUGUGCCCAUGCGGUAUUCCCGGGUGUAGAAGGAAGCAUGCAGGACCCUCAAAAGUUUCCAUUGAUGAUGAAUACCUCUUUCACACUGGCUGCAUUCAACAAAGUUCUACUUGGCCUUUUGGCUGUCCUCAGGUUUGGGGACCAAACAGAACAAGUUGUCACUGUCAAUAUGGGAAGCAAGGUGUUUAACUACCUAUCUAAUGCUUUUGUUGUUGCUAAUGUUCUCCUGGCCUUCCCAAUUUGCAUGUUUGUUGUACUAGAGACCUGGGACAAUAAGAUGAUGCCAUUGUUCCCCCACCUACAGCCAAAGAGGAAGUACCACUGGUUCUGGUUAAUCCUGACAAGACCUUUGCUGCUGACAUUUGCACUGUUUCUGUCUGUUAUUGUUCCACAUUUUGGUCUGCUCAUGGGACUAAUAGGCAGUUUCACAGGAACAUGUCUGUCAUUUGUGUUUCCUUGUGUCUUCCAUUUGAAAUUGAAAUGGAAGCGGCUUGCAUGGUAUAGUGUGGUAUUAAGGGUUUUUGUAAUAUUUUUUGGCUUGGUUUGUGGUGGGUUUGGAUUAGUUUUCUCAGGCAGGGAAUUAGUCAAAACGUUUGAAAGCUAAAAAUCAUAUUAAAAAAAAGGGGUUUGCGGUAUACUGCUUUCCUAACAGUCAACUACAUCAACUAGUCAACUUUAACAAAAUAAUAAUAUUGUAACUCUGUGUGAGACUGUACAGUUACUCUCUUUAAGACUGUAAAUCUGCAUUUAAUAAGAUCUGUCAAGUCAAAAAAUCAUUAUGCAGCCUAGUCCCAGGCGCUUUUAUUGGGUUUCCUGUGGAUGGUAAGAGUUGUGACGUCACAGAAAACCAUCUCCCCUAACGCCUAGUGAAAUUCGCCAAAUCCAAAAUGGCGACCAGAGAAUAGCGAAUAUGCUGCAGGAAAAUCAACCUUAUGUUAUGUAAAAGUAGCAAACGGAGGAAUACGUUCAAAGACGCUUGUAUUUUAUGGGUUGGCUUGGCUGUUUUGCCUCAAAGAUUCGAUGAGAUGUUUGGAGGAGUUUGUUCCACGCAUAACCGCACACAUGCUCAUAUUGGUCAUCUUUCAUAAUUUCUCAGCGGUGUGCAGAACGAACUGACACUCUUGGUAAUGACUUAUUUUAGCUGUUUCAAUGUCAAAUUUAGUUUCAGAUUUUAUACUUAAACUUUUUGUUUGUUGGCGAUGAUAAAUAGAAACACUGCAGCUUUUGUUGUUUUGUUUUUAACUGUAAUUCUUUUUCGGAAUGUUCAGUUGAGGGUAGGGGGCAGAUGCUUCCCACUCAACCAACACCUGGGUAUGCAAGGGUGAUCAAUGCAUGAUGCACUACAUGAGGCUAACACCAACUAAUCACUGAAUUUGUAUUUUAUUUUCAUUGUUGCCACUAAAUUUAGAAAUCACUCCAGUAUAUCCCAAGUUGCCCUUGUCUUUGCCCUUAGCUUUAACAGAUCAGGUGAUUGUAUAAAGGCUUUUAUCAGACCAUUUUGUGUCAUUCCUAUAAUCUCACAGAGAGCUGCAUGUGCUGGUAGCGAUAGAAAGAAAUAGUUAAUGGCCAAAGUAUUAGAUUGUAGUUUCUAGUAGGAGUAGAUGGGACACGAUGAUGACAUUUCAAUUAGUUUAUGUUAUGCGAGUUUAGCUCUACUAAAGAAUAAUGUUAUCAAGCAAGUAAGCAGGCCUGUAGCUAGGUGAAGAAGAGGAAUUUGGUCAAACUAACCCACUUUACUGGGAGUUGUGUUCAAAUAAAAGAUAAAUUAGUAUCACUGUAGGCUAAGGGGAACUGGGAUACCCAGGUAGUACCACGGCAAAAGAAGAAACCUGAGAGAAAAAUGGUUUGCUGAAAAGCAAAACUAAACCCCUAAAAAAAUUCUGGCUAUAAUGGCCCAUGAUUUUCAAAAUACAUCCCACCAGGCUAAUGUUUUUUAACAGCUACUCUUGUAAAACAAAUAAAAA
Molecule: messenger RNA, 2903 nt
Organism: Nematostella vectensis (starlet sea anemone)
Lineage: Eukaryota; Metazoa; Cnidaria; Anthozoa; Actiniaria; Edwardsiidae
Product: vesicular inhibitory amino acid transporter
Exons: 1
Coding region: 17-1543 (508 amino acids)
Biological process (GO): amino acid transmembrane transport
Cellular component (GO): vacuolar membrane
Molecular function (GO): amino acid transmembrane transporter activity
Source: RefSeq, a predicted model, not a curated record